AUGAUAUUUGACUUGAAUGUGCCAUGGCCGGUAAAUAACUACACCUCUAAGCCGAGCAGUCAGCAAAUAAUAACCCUUAAAAAUACUAUUGUGACUUUGUAUGUUUUGGGUUACACUCAUAUUGCAAUUAAUUUUUGUCUAAGCGAAAGUGUUAAGGUACCAGCGAAGGACCCAUCUCAGAUAAAUCCAAUUCAAAUAGCACAGUUGGAAAAAGAUUUGAAGGAAUAUGAAUAUUUGAAAUUGUUUACAAGAAUAACAAUGACAAUAAGUGACCCAUCACAAUGUCAGGGACUCUCCAAAUUACAAAAUUACUUUGAUAUAAUAAGUAUUCAACCUUUGACUGAAAAGGCAUUGCAAAUAGCAUCAUCUAACCUAGAUAUCGAUUUGAUAUCGUUCAAUUUAAGCAGUCGAUUACCUUUCUUUUUAAAGCAUAAAACAGUGGGCAGUGCAUUAGAAAAAGGAAUAAAAUUUGAAAUUUGCUAUUCUAAUUUGAUAUCUGGGCCUGCUGGCUACACAGUUCAAGGACCUAACGAGAAUAUGACCUUGAGUACUACUGCAGCAUUGGCAAGGAAAAAUUUCUUUAAUAAUGUGUUACAGUUAAUAAGGGCAUCAAGGUCACGAGGGUUGGUAGUUAGUAGUGGUGCAACGGGGCCACUACAAACAAGAAACCCUGACGAUAUUUUAAACUUAUUGAAAACUUUGGGUUUAGAUCACAGUAGAGCAAAGUUUUGUUUAACGGGAAACGCUGAACGAGUACUUAUAUCAGGUAGAUUGAGAAUAAAAUCAUACAAGCAAACAAUACAGAUCGAUGAUACCAAUGUUAAGGGAGAUGUAUUAAUAAAUAAUGAUAGAGAAGACAAAUUAAAAAAAUCAGACACCUUGGCUUAUAAAAAAAAGUUAUCUGAUACAUCUAGUGGUCGUUUGCUUAAGAAGCAAAGAACUAGAUAA
Priceomyces carsonii is the source of this 948-nucleotide messenger RNA. It is a transcript of the gene RPP1, whose product is annotated as RNA-binding RNA processing protein. Gene Ontology annotation, biological process: tRNA processing. The transcript has a single exon. Lineage: Eukaryota; Fungi; Ascomycota; Pichiomycetes; Serinales; Debaryomycetaceae. The record is from RefSeq and is a predicted model, not a curated record. Gene Ontology annotation, cellular component: nucleolar ribonuclease P complex. Gene Ontology annotation, molecular function: RNA binding. The coding region runs from base 1 to 948 and encodes 315 amino acids.